GGGAAAUCUAAUCGGAAGUGCGGAAGCAAAAAAUUAUGGAUGAAUACGAAGAUGAUUUCGCAGAUGAAUGGGAAGCUUUGCAAGACAUAGAACCAACCUCAACCAAGCCACGGAGAUCUCUGAAUUUUGCAACUCCUCGCAACAAAGUUCUCCAGAACAGUAUAGAUGAUGAGAUUGGCAGUCCGGUGCAGCCAGUGACAGCUCUCUUGAACUCCGGCCAAAAGAAGAGACAGAGGGAGAAGGGCAGUCAGUCUGACAGUGAUUUGGAAUAUGAUGAUGAAGACUUUAAGUCAUCAGCUCCAGUUACAAAACGUAGCAAGCCAGACCCUGUGUAUGAAGACGACGAACUUUGGGGUGAUGACCCCCUUCAAGAAAAACUCCUUUCUCCCAAAAUCAAACCUCGCAGUCUCUAUGACAACAAGGGGUCAAAAAAAGGAUCAACAGGGUCAAAAUUUAUUAGCUCAGAACCACUUGAGCAGGAUUCAGAUUCUCCAGACAAAAAGUUGAUUGAACUUAUUCUGGAACAUCGCUCAAAGUCAGGAAGAGAACUGCGACUGGAUACAGAGGGAAACAGAAAUGAAAGCUUGAUAGAUAGUUAUGACUAUGAUCGUGUGAGGGUCCUACGGAGAAUUCCCGGCUCUGCCUACCUUGCUACGACCGGAACAGACGGGUCUCGUGUGUAUAUGACUGUCAAGGACGAUCUUCAGUAUGAACAGCAGUUUACAGAUCUGGGGAAGUCAGUGAAGGAAAGUAAUCUGCUCUCUGUGCCCAUAUCUGCACUGAGAGAACAGCUGGAAGAAGAGCGGCGGUCUAAGUUACUUGAAGAAACACAGUCACUCAGUGAAAAUAUUCACAGACAGUUGAAUGAUCGGGACCAGGGUUUUGAGAGCAGUGAAGAUGAUGAUGACAAGGAAAACUUCCCUAACCAUCAGGGGCCGCAAUCUGUUCUUAAUACAGGGCCUCAGAGACACCUCUGGGUAGAAAAAUACACUCCCAGGCAAUACACAGACCUUCUCAGUGAAGAGAGUAUAAACCGGAGCCUGCUCCACUGGUUGAAGAUGUGGGAUUAUGUUGUGUUUGGAAAGGAACUUCCUGUGAAAUUGAAGGAGAAAAAGAAAGAGGACUUUAAGAAGAAGAAAUGGGGCCAGCCUGAUAUUCAGGAGGAGUUGGACAAGCACCACCGACCACUGCAGAAGGUAGCUUUGCUGUGUGGCCCACCAGGUCUUGGGAAAACCACUCUCGCUCACAUCAUCGCAAAACAUGCCGGAUAUAACGUCAUCGAGAUGAACGCCAGUGAUGAUCGAAGUGCUGAGGUGUUUAAAAACAAGAUUGAGUCAGCCACGCAGAUGAAAGCUGUGUUAGGAGCUGAUCCCCGACCAAACUGCCUCGUCAUUGAUGAAAUAGAUGGAGCACCUCAGGCAGCCAUAAAUGUGCUGUUAAAUGUGAUACGUAAAACUGACGUGCAAGAAGUGUCCAAGGAAGGCAAAAAGAAAAAGAAGGAAGAAGGGGGCAUUCUGCGGCGACCUAUGAUCUGUAUUUGUAAUGACCAGUAUGUUCCAGCAUUAAGACAGCUUCGAAUGAAUGCCCUUGUGAUCAACUUUCCCCAGACCGACCCCACCAAGCUGGCAGCCAGGCUUUAUGAGGUUAUCAGCAUGGAGCGAGUACGAUCAGACAUGAACACAUUGCUAGCCCUGUGUGAGAAGACGGACAAUGACAUUCGUUCAUGUCUCAAUACGCUACAGUUUAUCCGUGGCCAGUGUAAGGAAUUGACAAUGCAGAAUGUUCAGUCGUUGACAGUAGGACAGAAAGAUUCACACAAAAACCUCUUCUCUGUGUGGCAUGAUAUCCUCGCACUUCCCCGGCCUAAAAGACAAAAGUUUGUGAACCUGCAGGAAUCUGGAAUGAAAGAUAUGGUGCUAAAUACAACAUUGCCUGCAAGGUUCAGUAAUAUCCUUUCCUUGGUGAUCGGUGCUGGUGAAACAGACAAACUCACCCAAGGCCUGUUUGAGAACUACCUCGAGUGUAAAUUUAAGGACCCUUACAUGGAUGGUGUUUCCAUGGCAACAGACUGGUUAUGCUUCAGUGAUGAGGUGAACCAAUACAUACAACACAAGCAGGAUUACCGACUGAUGCCUUACCUUAGCUAUUUGGCCUUGACCUUCCACUUCCUGUUUGCAUCCAACUCGCCACCGAAGAUUCAGUACCCUCACAGCAUGGUGGAUUGUAACCAGCGACGAUUAAAAAGUGAGAAUCUCGUUUCUAGUAUGUUAGUGGACAUGUUACCAAGCGUAAGGAAGUUCCUUAACCUUCAUACUGUGACAGAGGACAUUUUACCCCCGCUGAUGGAUGUUAUACAACCUAUGUUCAGGCCUGUGAACACCCAGCUGUAUAGUGCACGAGAAAAGGAGGAGUUACGGCAGCUUGUGAAUGUCAUGAUUUCUUACAAUAUGACCUACAUUCAGGAGAAAACUCCAGAUGGACAGUAUAACUACGCCCUAGAACCACAUGUUGAUGAGGUCACAAGGUUUCCUAACAUGAAGCAACAUCGGCAGCUCUCCUACGCCUCACGGCAACUUGUUGCAAGGGAGAUUGAGUUAGAAAAGAUGAGAAGAGCAGAACAGGCUCGAGCACCGAAAUAUGACACUGUGACUGUCCCUGUAGAGACACCUGGGCAAAAGGAUGCAAGGGGAAAUCCAGUUUCUACAGGAAAAGUGGGCGGGGAGAAAGCUCCCUCUGUCCCAAGCCAUCUACAGAGGCUUACAGCAAAACCCCUUGGCAAGCAGGAAGAAAUGCAAGUUAAGGAUUUUUUUGGCCGUGUGGUCAAACGAUCGUCUCCAGAGACAAAAUCUUCAAUAUCAGAACGUAAAGAGAAAGGAAAUGUCCUAGCCACAGACAUCUGGUUCCAUUUCCAAAGUGGGUACUCAAACGCUGUACGCCGAACUGUUCGAGUAAAGGAAUUCUUAUAAUUGCUGACUGAAUGGUAGAGCAAAAAAACACUCAUUUAUGAUAGCUGUUAAACACAAUGUGGCUGUCCAUUUGUGGAAAGGAGUUCUAGUCGCAGUACUGAAUUGUGUAACUAGUUGUGAAGAACAGUCAAGAGGAGAAACCUGGUGCUAAGAACUGUCAUUGCAAAGAAGUCUGCAAUGCUGGUACCACAAUAUCAUGCUUUAAUUACUACAUACAUGUUAACAAACUUGAGAUAUUAAAAUGUCCUGCCGCAAGUGCUGUCAGCAGUAACAGGGCUCCUAAGUUAUACUAGACAGGGAUUCUCAUGUUCAGGGUUUAUCCUGAAACCAGGAUGGAGAGCAUUUAACUUCUGACUAUUGAACAGAUGUAAAUGUUGGUUUUCGCUUGGAUAUUUGCAUCAAAAACAGUAGGAAGAAACUCAAAAUGAAUAUAAUAUAAAAUAUAUGACUUUUGAAACAAUUUUAAAAGGGCAUGAAUCCUUCAUAUACAAACAGACCCCCGGCCAUGAUUGACAAUUAUCAGCUAUUAGGACCCCUGAAUAGAGGAAUGGGAUGAAAAGCUUGUAAGAGGGUCAUAAAUAAUUAUAUGAUGAUAUGUUGUAAGGCUGAGCCAUUACAAUACAUACAGUAGCUGACCUGCCACAGUGAGAUAAUAUGUAUAAGCCAAUUUGACUGAGUUCUUGCAUUAGUUGAUGUGGGUUUAAGGGUACACGUAUUUGAACUUUAGAAUUAAACAUAAUUAUAUAUUAAUUCAAUAAUUACUGUAUACGUUUGUAUUAAAAUGAUUAUUUGUGUUAAUCAUUGGCAAAGGAAGUCAAAAAUUGACCGAUAAUGGAAAUCGGUUAAAUGAAUGAUGACUCUUAUAAAAAAAUAUUUAAAUGGUAUUUAUUUCAGCAGUUGUGAUUUUCAGUUGUUAAUGUACAUGUAUUUUUAUUGAAAUUCAAAUAUAUGAAAGGUAAAGGUUAAAAAGGUCAUUUAUAAUGUUUGUAAUUGUUGUUGGUAGAAGUUGGUUAAUGAUAUUGUUAUAAAUAUGUACAUAUUAUGUCACAGAUACAUUAUUCUUGUUACCUGAACACCUACACUUACUGAGCAAAUAAUUCAUUGUGAAUGAUUAACUGACUGAAUAAAUUAUUUAGAUUUGAUUUUUUUACAUUCAAUAAAUUAUAAAAUGGG
Molecule: messenger RNA, 4139 nt
Organism: Mya arenaria
Lineage: Eukaryota; Metazoa; Mollusca; Bivalvia; Myida; Myidae
Product: chromosome transmission fidelity protein 18 homolog
Exons: 24
Coding region: 36-2966 (976 amino acids)
Molecular function (GO): ATP binding; ATP hydrolysis activity
Source: RefSeq, a predicted model, not a curated record